Striga asiatica is the source of this 843-nucleotide messenger RNA. The record is from the annotation of a GenBank genome assembly. Lineage: Eukaryota; Viridiplantae; Streptophyta; Magnoliopsida; Lamiales; Orobanchaceae.
UUAAAGGUUUACUGGGAUGGAAACAAAAUAUUAGUUCAGCACACAGGACAGACAGCAUUUAUAUUUCUACAUCAAUCAGCAGCGUACAUAAAACCAAUCAAUUUUGAGGGCCUGUUGAUGCUGAUAAAAGUGUGCGAAGUUGGUAACUCAUUUAGAUGCUCCUAUACUGGUGUCCAGAAUGGUUCAACCUCUGGAAACAGUUCUUACAUGAUUGCAUACAAAGUGCAGCCUAGCGACCAGAUGUCAGUUCUCUCGUCAAUGUCUGCAUGGCUUGGACAAUCCCAUAAUUCAGGAGCUCUGAAAGGAGCAGAGCAGUGCUCAGAAGCCCAUUCCUACAUGAAAAACAUCCAGAGAUCAAUUAUGAGAAGAACCUGCAACUGUAACGCUUCUGAACGUGAUCGGAUUUGCUUUCUUGCAGGACGAGCACUUCCAAAGUCCAUCAAUAUAGUUAAAGGACCAGAUAUUUUACAGCCAAAAGUUGGCCUCAAGAUUCCAAAUCAUUUUAUUGCUCUGCCAUUCAACUUUUAUAAUAAAAAUGAGGACCCUCCUACUCCUCAAAAUUAUUCACUAUCUUCUAAGCAAGUAAUCAUUUUCCCCUCAAAUCAGCAGCUUCCGAAACCCCCCCAAAAAAAUAGCGGAUCGGACGACGAAAAUGAUAACAUUACCGGCGACGUGAGUCGAGUCCUUGAUUUUGGCGGAGAUGCCAUUGGAAGAGUUCGAAGGGUCGGCGAGAAGCUCUUUCACCAGGUAGACGUAGGCGAAUCCGCCCUCGCCGAGCUGCCUCACGAUCCUGAAACGGUUCUCGUUGAUCCAGACGUCUCCGGCGCCAUUAACGGCGUCGUA